Protopterus annectens (West African lungfish) is the source of this 2075-nucleotide messenger RNA. RefSeq names its product mitochondrial ribosomal protein L12 (gene MRPL12). Gene Ontology annotation, biological process: mitochondrial transcription; translation. The coding region runs from base 1 to 432 and encodes 143 amino acids. The record is from RefSeq and is a predicted model, not a curated record. The transcript has 3 exons. Gene Ontology annotation, molecular function: structural constituent of ribosome. Gene Ontology annotation, cellular component: ribosome; mitochondrial large ribosomal subunit. Lineage: Eukaryota; Metazoa; Chordata; Ceratodontiformes; Protopteridae.
AUGCGUGAACAUCUGUAUGAUAUAGGGAGGGAACUGGAAACCAAUGCUCUAGCGAGACAUGUCAAAGCUCAUGGAGAUGCACAUAAAUUUGUCUUCAUGGUGAUUGACAGGGUGUUAGGAGGUCUCAGAGGGGGUGACCUAAAAUUAAAAGUUGAAACAAAAGAACUGGAAUGGAUUGCAGCAGAAGAGGAAGCUGCACCCAUCAAGAAAGAGAAGACCAGCUUCACUGUCAAGCUAACUGAAAUCAAAGCAGAAGAUAAAGUAAAACUCAUCAAGGAAGUGAAGAACUUUAUUCCAGGCAUAAACCUGGUCCAGGCUAAGAAGCUGGUGGAAUCCCUGCCACAAGAAAUAAAAGCAAAUGUUUCCAAAGACGAAGCAGAAAAAGUGAAGGCUGCCCUAGAGGCUGCAGGAGGAACUGUUGCCUUGGAGUAGUGGAAUGCCUGCACUGAGUAGUAGUGUGUGAGGGAUUGCAAGACAAGUUGGAAGAUUGAAAUCUGGACUGCAGGUGGCUAGAAAUUCCUCUCCUGACCUGGGAGGACUAAGACUACUGUAUUUCAAGUUGCCUUCAUUUCAUAUGUGACCAAGUCUUUGCUAGCAUGUAUUUACGCUACUGGGGUAUGUGCUUCCACAUUGAAAUAGUAGGCAACAAAGACUAUGACUUAUGGCGUCAUGAGGGGAACCAAGAUAUGCCUGCUUUACUGGACAUACAAUUUUUGCUUUGUCCUUUUGUUUAAAUAAUAGUGUACCUUUUUUCCAGAACAUUUGCCUCUGUAAACUUUUUGUUGUUCUACAGUGUGUUUAUUUUGUCAUUUCUCAUCCAUUCCCAUUCCAGGACACUUAUUUAGCCAUAUUUCAUCCUUUACAGAUGGAACUGGUCAACUACCGGAUGACUUUUGGUACAUCUGGCCCCUUCUUUUUCGACUGGAACAGAAUACAUUGCAUUAAACAUUACACACAGCUUGGUAGAAAACUGUUUAGGUCUUUCACAUUGCUCAGAUUAUCUUGCUAUAUCCUAACCAGCAUCUGAGCCCCUUGCCAUAAGCAAGUUCUCCAUCCUAUGUAAAUUAAAGUUCUCCUGUUUUGACUUUCUGUGAUGCUUUUAACCUGUUUGCAGAUUGUUACACUACUGUCAUGUUGAACAGCCUUAUUAGCUUAGUUUGUGUUGUUAAUUCAGUCUUAUUAGGAUACUGGUAUCUUGCACCAGUUUUGCCUUUUGUGAGAUUUAUGCUGGUCUCUCCUCACUCGCCACCUCCCAUCCUGGUAUUUGUUUAUUUUAUGUCCCUCCUUGAUCGGGUUUUCGUAGAAUCCAUGGACUGUUAAAGUUGCUGCUUGAACUGCCACUAGAGUUCACACAAUAUAUCCAAGGAUGAUGCGUCUGUCAAGUGUUAGAAAUUGUAACAACCAUACACUGCAUUUAGAUUUGUCAAGCCUAGUGUAUCACUAGGCUUUCGAAAUAAUGUCCUGUUCUGAUCUAAUCUGAUCGAAGAGUUUCAUGGUCCUGUUUAACCAAGGUAAUCAAAUACAGUGCUUUCCCUACACUUUAUGCCUUUGCCAACAGUUUUUGACUUGACUUUUGGGUUUGUGUUGCAUUUGUCCUCUCGGGUUGGGUAUGGUUCGGUACAGUUUUCUUAAUUCUUGCUGUAGCCCAAAUGUUUGGAUUCCUAUGAUCUGUCAUGUUAUGCCUCACUUUAUUAAGGACCUGCUUUGUACCCUUGUCUCUGCCUUCUUUUAUCCAUUUUGUGCACCGUUGUGAGUUUUGGACAACUCCAUCCAAUACCAAGCUCAUUGUUCUGCUGCAAUCUCUAAGCAUUAUAUUAUAGUUGAUGACGUUUUAAAUUCAAAGCAUUUCUUUUCCCUAAUUGUAUCACUGUCCUACAGCUUUAUUUAAAUACAACAGUAUUUUUAUAUUUUUUAUACAAACAAGACUUUUCCGAGCCAUCUGUCGACAUUAACGCAACCUUUGCCUCCUGAUUGUCUAGGGAGUGUUAUCUUCCUGGAGUGUCUCUGGCAGCAUAUUUUGAGUCCCAUCGUAUGGGUUGGAAAAAUCAGAAUAAAUCAGUGAAAUCAUUGCUUAA